This is a messenger RNA of Prorocentrum cordatum, 334 nucleotides long. Lineage: Eukaryota; Dinophyceae; Prorocentrales; Prorocentraceae. The record is from the annotation of a GenBank genome assembly.
GGUUCACGGGGAGUUUCCCCGGGCCAUGGUCAAGAGCGCCCACAUCGACGAGGACGCGGUGGAGACCGCCUGCGCCUCCCUCGCCAACAGCGUGCUGAAGGGCAACACCUACCAGUUCGAGGCCCUCACGGUGGUCCUUCGCAGCAUGAUGCCCCCCUCCACGGGCUCUCAGCAGGUGCGAGGACCGCCGCCCGAGGCGCUCAUCGACCCGGGGGCCCUGGUGUGGUCUGAGGAGGAAUACAUGUCCGGGCCGCAGGAGAACCUGCGCAUCCUGCAGGGCUUCGAGGCGGAGUACGCGAGGCGCGUGUCCCACGCCAAGGACUUCCGCCUGCCA